Fibroporia radiculosa is the source of this 780-nucleotide messenger RNA. RefSeq lists its product as uncharacterized. The coding region runs from base 1 to 780 and encodes 259 amino acids. NCBI's taxonomy places the organism in Eukaryota, Fungi, Basidiomycota, Agaricomycetes, Polyporales, Fibroporiaceae. The transcript is spliced from 2 exons. Gene Ontology annotation, molecular function: protein heterodimerization activity; transcription coactivator activity; RNA polymerase II general transcription initiation factor activity. Gene Ontology annotation, cellular component: transcription factor TFIID complex; SAGA complex. Gene Ontology annotation, biological process: RNA polymerase II preinitiation complex assembly; DNA-templated transcription initiation. The record is from RefSeq and is a predicted model, not a curated record.
AUGUCACGACCAGCUGUGGCCGACAAUCUACCGCCCACAGCCAGAGCCAUCGCACUGCUCCUGGCCUCUACCCCGACGGUCCAGGACGCGCAGCCAGGAGUCCUUCACCAGUUACUAGAGUUCUCUCAUCGUUACACGACUCAAGUCCUCUCGGACGCCCUUGUCUACUCAGAACAUGCAGGGAGGUCGGGGAAAGUCGAGAUGGAGGACGUCAUGCUCGCCGUGCAGGCACGCGUCGGCUGGGAGUUUGGCGGACGGGUGCCAAAAGAGUACGUCCUCUCCUUGGCGACUCAAACUAAUUCUAUUCCACUACCGCCUGUUCCUGAAGUAUUCGGUGUCCGGCUUCCACCUGCAUCAGACUGUCUUACGGCGGUCGACUUCGACCUCAUACCUAACAAGCCUCCCCCCGGCGUGAAACUGUAUGACGAGGAGAUCGAGGAGAUCGAAGAGUCUGACGAGGAGGACGACGAAGACAUGGAGCCUGCCGCUAUACCUGCCCCUACGCAAAGCCGAGAUCAAACAAUGAACGACGCCACCGUUCCUCUGCCACCGAUUGCGGGCCCUCUACGUACACCAUCCGACGUAGACAUGACGACACCGGGUGUGGCUGUUCCGGAGGAAGGCAGCGACGCCGAGGACGAAGACGGGCUGUUUGCCGGAGGAGACGAGGAAGAGGAAGAAAGCGGAGACGAGCCCAUGGAAGAAAUUGCACCUUCAGAGGCAGUGGCAGCAGCGAAUGGCGUGAAGCGCAAACUCGUGGAAGAAGACGACUACGACUAA